Nycticebus coucang (slow loris) is the source of this 1126-nucleotide messenger RNA. RefSeq names its product IMP U3 small nucleolar ribonucleoprotein 3 (gene IMP3). Gene Ontology annotation, cellular component: small ribosomal subunit; small-subunit processome; Mpp10 complex. Lineage: Eukaryota; Metazoa; Chordata; Mammalia; Primates; Lorisidae. Gene Ontology annotation, biological process: rRNA processing. Bases 149 to 703 code for a protein of 184 amino acids. The record is from RefSeq and is a predicted model, not a curated record. The transcript has a single exon. Gene Ontology annotation, molecular function: structural constituent of ribosome; snoRNA binding; rRNA binding.
CAAUGGAAAAUGAGGGCAUGGCUUCGAGCCUUUCCUUCAUUGGCCCAGAGUCUGAAAGUGCCCUGGUCUUAGCGCACCGCCGCGGAAGUCGCCCAGGCGUUUGAAGGCGCUCUUGGGUUUAGGUUCGGCCGCUUGGACAGUCGCCAUCAUGGUGCGGAAGCUUAAGUUCCACGAACAGAAGCUGUUGAAGCAGGUGGACUUCCUGAACUGGGAGGUCACCGACCACAACCUGCACGAGCUGCGGGUCUUGCGGCGUUAUCGGCUGCAGCGGCGCGAAGACUACACGCGCUACAACCAACUGAGCCGUGCGGUGCGUGAGCUGGCACGGCGUAUCCGUGACCUGCCCGAGCGCGACCCCUUUCGCGUGCGCGCCUCGGCCGCGCUGCUGGAUAAGCUGUAUGCUCUCGGCCUGGUGCCCACGCGCGGCUCUCUCGAGCUUUGUGAUUUCGUCACGGCCUCGUCCUUCUGCCGCCGCCGCCUGCCUACAGUGCUCCUCAAGCUGCGCAUGGCGCAGCACCUUCAGGCUGCCGUGACCUUCGUGGAGCAAGGCCACGUGCGCGUGGGCCCCGACGUGGUUACUGACCCCGCCUUCCUUGUCACGCGCAGCAUGGAGGACUUUGUCACUUGGGUCGACUCUUCCAAAAUCAAGCGGCAUGUGCUAGAGUACAAUGAGGAGCGCGAUGAUUUUGACUUGGAAGCCUAAGUGGUCUCCCUUUGUCCACGCUGCUGUUUACAGAUGGGAACACAGAGGCCUGAUGCUGGAGAAUCUGUGAGGCUACUCUUCCCGAGAGUGUUAUCAGCCGUCAGCCGGUCAUAGGUUCUUACGAACUUAGUUCCUCAACUUCAGGCCAUGCAACAGAGCCACGGGAGGUGCGUCCCUGUUUUCCAGAAGUUUUUCUUGAGAUUUGGACUACUGAUAAUUAAAUGACUGUGCCUUGGGAGACAGGAGGAAGUGGUUUUGUGCUGCCCUGGGGAAUUGUUAACUUCUUGUGCCUGAAACAUGGUAGUGUAAAAGCAAGAACUACCCCCUUCACGCCCGUUUCCCUUUGUCUUCUUGUAACAGGACUGGUCAAUUUAUUUAACUCGAAUUCUUGUUCACAGCCAAGAUUAAACUGUGUACACAUGA